Molecule: messenger RNA, 1005 nt
Organism: Acanthosepion pharaonis
Lineage: Eukaryota; Metazoa; Mollusca; Cephalopoda; Sepiida; Sepiidae
Source: the annotation of a GenBank genome assembly
AUGUGUCCAUCUAUCUAUAACAUCUCACUAACCUGUAUAUCUCACUCAACAUUUCCCUUCUCUCUCUUUCGCUCUCUCUGUCUCACUCCCUUUCUCCUUCUCUCUCUCUCUCUCUCUCUAUCUAUCUAUCCAUCUAUCAUAGUACUCCCUUGUAUCUCUUGUGCAGAUGAUAUAAAAUCCAGCGAUCACUUUACUUUCAAAUAUCUUCCUCAGCCAAUCCUCUCACCCUUGCACCAACCCUCGCCUUCCUGCCUUUUCUGCAACCUGAAUUCUAUUUUUCUUAACCACACCCCACAUUGCCACUCAUUUUCUUUAUUCUCCCCCACUAUAUUUUUCUUCUUCUUCUUCUUCUUCUUCUUCUUCUUCUUCUUCUCACUUGUUUUUCUUUUUCUUCGGUUUCUUGCGUUUUUCUUAUUCUUUCAUUCUUCUUUAUUCUUUUUUAUUUCCAUUUAUUUGAUUCAUUUUAUUCUUCUGAUUUUUCUCUUCUAUUUCUUUCUUUUCAUUUCUUUUACUCUUUUCUUUUCCUUUUCUUCUCGUUCACUGACUUUUUAUUCUUUUUAUUUCAUCUGUUUUUCUUUUUCUUCUAGUUCUUUGUUUUCUUCUUUUUCGUCAUCAUUUUUUCUUCUUGCUUUCCUUCUUUUUUCUUAUAGACAAUAUAAAAUCCUUCCUUUUCAUUCUCCCCCCACCCUUUUUUUUCUUCUGGGUAUCUCUUUAUUCACUUUCUCAUUCUCUCUAUCUCUGUCUUUCUUUCUUUCUCUCCCUCUAUUUUUUCUUUUCUCUUUUUCUUUUACAUUUCUCUUUCUUUUUUCCCCCUUUUCUCGUUCAUUCUUUCUCUUUUCUCCCUUUUCCUUUCUUUCUCUCUUUUUCUCCUUUACUCUUUCUCUCUCUUUCUUACUUUUCCAUUUUACUUUCUCUCACUUGCUCUUUUCCACUUUAUGUGUAUUUUUGUCACUUUUUUCUCUCUUUCUUUUCCACUUUCACUUUCUCUCUUCAGUGGGAGAGUGA